Molecule: messenger RNA, 1831 nt
Organism: Salmo salar (Atlantic salmon)
Lineage: Eukaryota; Metazoa; Chordata; Actinopteri; Salmoniformes; Salmonidae
Product: ras-related protein Rap-1A
Biological process (GO): Rap protein signal transduction
Cellular component (GO): membrane
Molecular function (GO): GTP binding; GTPase activity
Source: RefSeq, a predicted model, not a curated record
CCAGGUCGCCUCGAAACUACAGUAGUGUGGACCGUCCGUUGCCAUGUAUGGUUUGAGAGGUUAGCUAGGGAGUGACGUUUGUUAGGGAGUGACGUUUGCAGUGCCGAACGAGGUUCAUUGAAGUCUUGGUUGAAGUAUAUUUUCGACCUAGAUUCAUUGAAGUCAGCAGCUCCAGCGAGUCGGCGGGGAGACCAAAACACGGUUAUGAUCAAACGUAGCAGGCAUAGAAGGAUCCCUGAGCGGAGUCCCUACUUCUGUUUUUUUAUGGGAAACUGAAGUUGGGUUGAAAAUACUGUAUCCCUGAACCAGAAACAUCUGCUUUCUUCCAAUUCUGUGGAGAGUGCAUUGAUCGAGACAGCCUAAAUCCUUUGGCUCCCACCACAGCCUCCACACCUGUGUGUCCUGGGAACUGCUAGCCUUCCCUCACCAGAUGUAGUGGGGAGUUGUCGUUUCCAGCCUUGUACACGACUUUUGUGCUGUCUAGUGAAGUAACCCCACCAUGCGUGAAUACAAGCUAGUGGUGUUAGGCUCCGGAGGUGUCGGCAAAUCUGCACUGACAGUCCAAUUUGUACAAGGUAUAUUUGUGGAAAAAUAUGACCCCACAAUAGAAGACUCCUACAGAAAGCAAGUUGAAGUGGACGGGCAGCAAUGUAUGCUUGAAAUCCUUGACACAGCUGGAACAGAGCAGUUCACAGCAAUGAGGGACCUGUACAUGAAGAACGGUCAAGGCUUCGCUCUUGUAUACUCCAUCACUGCACAGUCCACGUUUAACGACCUACAGGACCUGAGGGAACAGAUCCUGAGAGUAAAGGACACUGAGGAUGUCCCCAUGAUCCUGGUAGGCAACAAGUGUGACCUGGAGGAUGAGCGUGUGGUGGGCAAAGAGCAGGGACAGAACCUGGCCAGACAGUGGAACAACUGUGCCUUUCUAGAGUCCUCCGCUAAAUCAAAGAUCAACGUUAAUGAGAUUUUCUAUGACCUGGUCAGACAGAUCAAUAGGAAAACGCCGAUAGAAAAGAAGAAAGCAAAGAAGAAGUCAAAUUGCACACUGCUCUAAAGUUCUUACUUGCAGCAGCUCUGAGCCAGGAAACUGAAUUACACAACUGUUACCCAGUUGGAAGGUGCCAGCAUUCCAAGACCUUUCAACAACGUUUGGAGAAGUUUGACAAAGGCAGACAUGUAAUUCUCUUCCUCCCCACUCUAAUAAUGGAGGAUUAUUCUUCUUGGAUACUCUUCUCUGCUUCUUAAUGGUUACAGACCUUUUUCUUUCUUUUUAAAUUUGUCAUUGGGUCAGCCUUGUGAUGAAGAGUUUUGCCUUUCACCUGUUUUGGAAAUUACAAUUUAAAAGAAGAGACCACCAUGCGGAUUUGGGGAAUUAGGUUGUUUUGAUUGCAAAUAUUGUCAGAUCAUUGGCACAUUUCAAAUGAUACGUUUGCAAAAUAAAUCAUGGGAAAUGUUGGCCUUUUUCAUUACCAUACCCUUCUGCACUAAUUGUGUCAACAGUAAUACAUCAAUGUCCAUAUGUUUUCUUUCUCCUUCUACUUUUAAGUACUUGUAUUCAUCAAAUAACAUAUUUCCUAAGUGACUUUGUUUUAUGGGAAGCUGUAAGGCUUUCAUAUUUCCCAUAACAUAUUCUAAUUACUUUUUUGCAUAAUGAAGCUGUGGAAAAUGUAUAUUUUAUAGAAUGGGGGAAAUGAAGAGACUUAAUUUGUUUGUCUUGAGGCUGAAAAUAUAUUGUACUAAAAAACAACUCUAAUAUUGCUUCUUGUUACCCUGUCACAAAAGAUUUUCCAGCUUUUAUGAAUGAUUAAAUUUUAGUACAUUUUCAUUA